AUGAGAAUCGAACCUGGUACCUCUAGGUUACCAGCUAGGGACUUUGUUUUGCGGGUUUUCUAUGCUUUGACAAUGGCAGCUACUAUUAUAACUCAAUCGAGCACCUUCGCUCUUGGCACGACCAAAGCUACAGCUGCAACUGCAUCCAUCUUUUCGAUUAUACACCGCGAGUCCAGGAUUGACCCGAGCGAUGAGUCGGGAGAGACACUGGAGAAUGUGAAGGGAGAUAUCGAGCUACAUCACAUAAGCUUUGAGUACCCUUCCAGGCCAGACAUUCAAAUGUUCCGUGACCUUAGCCUGGCCAUUCACUCCGGAAAGGGAAAGGAUACUGUUGCCUUGGUUGGUGAAAGCGGGAGCGGGAAAUCAACAGUUAUUGCUUUACUGCAGCGAUGUUACGAUCCCGACUCCAGUGAAAUCACACUCGACGGGAUCACUAUUCAGAAGCUGCAGCUGAGGUGGUUGAGGCCGCAGAUGGGUCUAGUCAGCCAAGAACCAGUUCUAUUCAACGACACAAUUCGGGCAAAUAUCGCAUACGGCAAAGAGGGAGAUGCUACGGAGUCGGAAAUCCUUGCUGCGUCCGAACUGGCGAAUUUCCACAAGUUCAUAAGUGGAUUGCAACAGGGAUAUGAUACAGCAGUGGGAGAACGAGGAGUCCAGCUCUGGGGUGGUCACAAGCAGCGUGUGGCAAUAGCACGGGCCAUUGUCGACAAUCUGAAGAUUCUACUGCUCGAUGUGGCCACAAGCGCACUGGAUGCCGAGUCAGAGAAGGUGGCUCAGGAGGCGCUUGACCGAGUCAUGGUGAACAGGACCCCCGUUGUGGUGGCACACCGGCUCUCUGCGAUCAAGGAUGCUGACUUAAUCGCAGUGGUUGAGGACCGAAUAACCGUCGUGAAGGGAAAACACAAGACGCUGACAAAAAUCAUGGGCGGGUUUUAUGCAUCUCUAGUUGCUCUUCACACAAAUGCCUCGACUGCUUAGAGCUACAGAUAACGAGCAGCAUAUGCCUCCUCUAUGAAGAAGAUGACGAACAUCGACAUAGAUAAUGUGUUGUACACUCGGUGAUAACUGAUGCGGCUUCAGUGCGUCUGUUUUUCACGAUUCGAUUAAUAAAAUCUCUAC
This is a messenger RNA of Punica granatum (pomegranate), 1119 nucleotides long. NCBI's taxonomy places the organism in Eukaryota, Viridiplantae, Streptophyta, Magnoliopsida, Myrtales, Lythraceae. The record is from RefSeq and is a predicted model, not a curated record.